Molecule: messenger RNA, 1704 nt
Organism: Caenorhabditis briggsae
Lineage: Eukaryota; Metazoa; Nematoda; Chromadorea; Rhabditida; Rhabditidae
Gene: Cbr-nst-1
Product: Protein CBR-NST-1
Exons: 4
Coding region: 1-1704 (567 amino acids)
Cellular component (GO): nucleolus
Molecular function (GO): GTP binding; GTPase activity
Source: RefSeq, a predicted model, not a curated record
AUGGCGAAAUACUGUCUCACUAGCAAGCGUGUCAGUUGCGCUAAGCGCUACAAAAUCGAGAAGAAAGUCCGCGAUCACAACAGAAAAGUGAAAAAGGAGGCCAAGAAAAAUGGCACCCAUAACAAGAAGGAGAAGACAAUCAGCGUACCAAACUCUUGCCCAUUCAAGGAAGAGAUUCUAGUCCAGGCAGAGCAAGAACGAGAGAAGAUCAAAGCUCGUCAGGAAGCCGCAAAGGAAGCUGCUAAGCUCCAUCGCGUUGAGAAAAGAAAGAUGAACCUUCCAGCCAACUUUGAAAGCAUGGUUUCCAAGGCAGCCAAACAAGGAGCUGAAUUUGAUAAGAAGGCAGCUAACGCCGCGGAACAAGAAAAAUUCAACACUCUUGACGACAAAACCAUCAAGGCCUACGCUUCUGAAGUUCGCAAGACCAUUGAAAUCGCUGAUGUUAUUAUUCAAGUUCUCGAUGCCAGAGAUCCACUCGGAAGUCGUAGUAAAUCGGUGGAGGAGCAAGUGUUGAAGGGUGGAAAGAGACUGGUGCUGCUUCUCAAUAAAAUCGACUUGGUACCACGUGAGAAUGUGCAGAAGUGGUUGGAAUACCUCCGCGGACAGUUCCCGACCAUCGCUUUCAAGGCUUCUACUCAAGAACAAAAGUCCAACAUUGGCCGUUUCAACAGCGCCAUCCUCAACAACACUGAGACAUCGAAAUGUGUUGGAGCUGAUAUCGUUAUGAAGAUUCUUGCCAACUACUGCAGAAAUAAAGACAUCAAAACCAGCAUCCGUGUCGGUGUUGUGGGAUUCCCAAAUGUCGGAAAGAGCAGUGUGAUCAACAGUCUGAAGAGAAGAAAGGCGUGCAACGUUGGAAAUCUUCCAGGAAUCACAAAGUAUGUUAUCAACUUGACUAGCGUUAUUACAUUAUUUUGUUUCAGGGAACUUCAAGAAGUUGAAUUGGACAAAAACAUUCGUCUCAUCGAUUCCCCAGGAGUUAUUCUUGUCAGCCAGAAAGAGUUAGACCCAAUUGAAGUCGCACUCAAAAACGCUAUCCGUGUUGAUAACCUGUUGGACCCCAUUGCUCCAGUUCACGCUAUUCUCCGUCGUUGCAGCAAAGAGACACUCAUGCUUCAUUACAACCUUGCUGACUUCAACUCUGUGGAUCAAUUCCUCGCCCAACUCGCUCGCCGAAUCGGAAAACUUCGUCGAGGUGCUCGUCCAGAUCUGAAUGCCGCUGCCAAACGAGUACUAAAUGACUGGAACACCGGAAAGCUCAGAUAUUACACCCAUCCACCAGAGGCCGGAUCUGUCAAAGACGACACAAGCGUCCCGGUGGAAGUCGUCACUCAGUUCAGCAAAGAGUUCGAUAUCGAUGCCAUCGCUGAUGACCAGAACCAGAUCAUCGAGGGACUUCCAAUGGAAAGCGACAUUAUUGCUCCACAAAAUUCUGAAGAUGAGGAAGAAGAAGAGGAUGAGGGGAUGGAGACAGAGGAAAAGAAACAGACUGUGACGAGUGGACGAAAAGUGAAGGGACCAACCAAAGACGACGACAAACCAGUGCUCCCAGAGAGUCUUGCAAUUGAAGGAAACGUACAGCUCAACAAACUGAUCAAGAAUGCCAUCAAGAAGCAGAAAAAGAAGACGAAGAAGACGUCAAACAGAGCUGAUAAGUUGUCUGAUUCCAUUGGAAACAUGCUCGGAGAAUCUAUGGAAAUGUAA